Molecule: messenger RNA, 825 nt
Organism: Entamoeba dispar SAW760
Lineage: Eukaryota; Evosea; Mastigamoebida; Endamoebidae
Exons: 1
Coding region: 1-825 (274 amino acids)
Source: RefSeq, a predicted model, not a curated record
AUGAGUGAAACAGAAAACAAACCACAAGUCACUCAAGACAGUGAAACAAGAUCGAAUAAGAAUAAAGAAUAUGAAAAAAGUAAGGAAAAAAAGAAAAUGGAAGAAGAAGAAGAUAGCGAAAGUGAAAGUGAGAGUGAAAGUGAGAGCGAGAGUGAAAGUGAUGAUCAAAAAGAAGUUGAAAAAGAUAGUGAUACUACAGAAAAAGAUUCAAAUAAUGGAGAAGAAAAAGAAGAAAAGAAGGAAGUAUUAAAAGAUGUUGAGAGAAAAGAAACAAUUUUUGAAAUGAUUGAAGAAUUUCCACAACAAGAAACACUAGAAGAAGUACUUGUAAAAUUGAGUAAUAUUAAUUUAAAUGAAGAAUGGAUGAAAAAGGCAGAAAAUCAAGUACUUAAACAAAAGGCAUUGUGUUUGUUUUAUGAAAGAUAUCCAGAAGCAGUGUCUGAAGUUAUGUUUCCAUUUGAACAAAUUAUUAACAAAGCAGAAAAUAAACCAGAUGAAGUUCAAAUGGAGAUAUUAAAGAAAAUAAUAAAUUCAACAUUCGUUGUCAGAAAAAAUGAAACAAUAAUGCUUAUGGGAAAUGUUAAUACAUUACCAAAGAAAGAAGACUCAAAAACAAUUGGGAAAGGAGAUAGUGAAAUUAGUAAAGAGAGUAAAGAUAAUAAGGAUAGUAAAGAAUAUAAAGAUGAUAGAACACGUAAAAGAAAAGGAAAUGAUGAAGGAUAUUCAAGAAGAGAUGAAAGAAAUUAUCGUGGAGAUUAUAGAAGAAAUAAUAGUAAAUCAUCAAGGAGUAAUUCAAGAAAAAGAGAUCGAGGAGGAAGACAUUGA